Messenger RNA from Mycosarcoma maydis (corn smut), 546 nucleotides. RefSeq names its product putative ADP-ribosylation factor. The record is from RefSeq and is a predicted model, not a curated record. Gene Ontology annotation, biological process: vesicle-mediated transport; protein localization to Golgi membrane; intracellular protein transport. The transcript has 3 exons. Gene Ontology annotation, cellular component: cytoplasm; trans-Golgi network. Gene Ontology annotation, molecular function: GTPase activity; GTP binding. The coding region runs from base 1 to 546 and encodes 181 amino acids. Lineage: Eukaryota; Fungi; Basidiomycota; Ustilaginomycetes; Ustilaginales.
AUGGGCGUAGCGUUUAGCUCGUUGUGGACCUCGCUGUUUGGUUCCAAGGAGCUCAAGAUCUGCAUUCUAGGACUUGACAAUGCCGGCAAAACUACUCUCAUGUACAAGAUGACGCUAGGUUCGGUCGUCUCUACCGCCCCGACGGUCGGAUCCAAUACAGAGCAAUUUGAAUACAAAAACCUCAAGUUCAUGCUGUGGGACGUCGGCGGACAAACAUCACUUCGAACAUCCUGGACAUCGUACCUCGCUUCGACGGACGCUGUGAUCUUUGUUCUGGACAGCAACGACCGUGAGCGCGUCACAUUGGCGAGACAGGAGCUGCAUCGCAUCGCACAAGACGAACAGGUCGCCAAGGCGCCCAUACUGGUGUGGGCGAACAAGCAGGAUAUCAAGGGUGCAAUGACGCCAGCCGAGAUCUCCGAGAGCUUGGCAUUGACGGCGUUCAGGGAGAGAACGUGGCAGAUCUUUGGUUGUUCGGCGUUGACGGGGAAAGGGCUGACCGAGGGCUUGGAUUGGCUGGCGCAUACGUUGGGUGCCAAACGGUAG